Dicentrarchus labrax (European seabass) is the source of this 4066-nucleotide messenger RNA. RefSeq names its product WAS/WASL interacting protein family, member 2a (gene wipf2a). The record is from RefSeq and is a predicted model, not a curated record. The coding region runs from base 587 to 1999 and encodes 470 amino acids. NCBI's taxonomy places the organism in Eukaryota, Metazoa, Chordata, Actinopteri, Moronidae. The transcript is spliced from 8 exons. Gene Ontology annotation, molecular function: actin binding.
UUUUGUGUCGUUCGGCCCGUUUCCGGGUUUCUGAGCCGUUACCGAUAAAAACUCACGGUGUCAACGGGGAGUAUGGCUCUGCUCGCAGCUCGGGAGUGCGGGUAAAGUUCUCCGUAGCUGCCUGAAACCGUUAAAAGUGAGUCUUGAACGCUUUUCACACGUUAAUUUUUUUUUACACCCUCCGUUACUGGAGGGAGGGAGGGGGGAGUAAGCUCCUCUUGUUGCCCGGGAUUGAGCAGCCAAAGCCGGGGAGCCGCGCUGACACUGACAGCUGGAGGUAAACAGCUAACGUGCUAACGGACGCUAGCCGGCUAACCUGCGGAAGGUUUUUUUUUUUUUUUUUUUUUUAAGUUAGUUACAUCACUUUACCAGCAAACCCUCCCCAUCCUACAAAAAAAAACUCUGUGUUCACCAACGGAAAGGAUUGCCACAACGGCACUUCUUCCAUUCAUGUUGUUUAGGAGGACGAGGCCAUUAAAACUCACCUUCUUCGAGCCAGGGACUCUGUGUGUGUCGUCCCAGCUGAGACGGUGAAGUCUCACCGGUCCUUACCCCCCACACAGAGAGGUGCCAACAGAGGGACAGGAUGCCUAUUCCACCCCCUCCCCCUCCUCCCCCAGGACCCCCGCCUCCCCCGACCUUCAAUGAGGCGAACACGACCGCUCCCAGACUGAAACCGAACGAGGCUAAAGGCAGAGGAGCGCUGCUGUCGGACAUCUGCAAAGGCACCAGGCUAAAGAAGGUCGGUGUGGUCAAUGACCGGAGCAGCCCCAUUAUAGAGAAAUCAGGAGGAAGUGGCGGAGGCGGUGGCGGCGGCGGCGGUGGUGGAGGAGGAGGAGGCGGUGGAGGGUUUGGAGGCGGAGGGCCAAUGGGAAUGGGAGGUCUUUUCCAAGGAGGUGUGCCAAAAUUACGCCCAGUUGGAGAUGGUUCAGCCGGUGGUUCGGUUGGCAGAUCUGCCCUGCGGCCCCCGGGGUCCCGGCCCGCUGCCCCUCGCCCCCCCGCUGUCCGCUCCAGCUCUCCCUCCCCUCCCAACAAGCCCUCUCCACCGGAGCACCAGCGCUCCCACCGCCCGUCGCUCCCUGACAUCUCCCGCCCCUCCAGCAGCAGCAGCAGCUCCUCCAUCGGCAGCGGGAUGAAGCACAGCACCUCCGCCCCGCCUCCUCCUCCACCCUUCAACAGAGGCGGCCGUGGCAACGCUCCUCCCACCCCCAGUCAGAAAGCACUUUCCUCCUCCUCCUCCUCCUCCCACAGCCACAAUAGGGAGAAGCCCCUCCCACCGACGCCCAGCAGAGGCCACACCCCUCCCAGCUCCGUGAAGCCGCCUCCGUCUUCCAGCAGACCGCCUACAGGUGGCUCUUCAGCUCCUCCACCUCCCCCGCCGUACCGACCACACACGUCAGGUGGCGUCUCCAACGGGCCGUCGCACGUGGACGGGGGCGGAGCUCCGGAGCUGCCACAGAGGCACAACUCCCUGCACAAAAAACACACAUCUGGAGGCGGCAGCCAAGGACGCAGCCACGCUCCACCCCCGCCUCCUUCACUGUCCCCGUCCUCCCAGCAGGGCGGCAGACCACCACCCCCCGCCAGAGAGCCACCUGGACGCAGAGCAGCUCCCCAGGUGCCCCCCCUCAGCUCUCGUAACGGCGGUCGGGACGCACCUCCUCCUCCGCCGCCGUACCGCAUCAACAGCUCUGCGACCUCCGAGUCCCACAGCCGAGUGGGCAAACCACCUCCGCCACCCUCCUCUUCCUCCAUCUCAUCCUCCUCCUCCCGAACCCCCGCUGGACCCCCUCCACCGCCCCCGCCCAUCCGGAACGGCCACUCCUCCAUCUCCUCCUCCAAAUCCAUCAUAGAUGAUUUUGAAUCCAAGUUCAACUUCCACCCGAUUGAGGAUCUUCCACCUCCAGAGGAGUACCGGCAUUUCAGCAAGGUCUACCCCAGCAAAAACAACAAGGGUUUGAUGAGAGGAGCUCCUCCAGCGCCGCCGGUGGGGAGGUGAACAGACGUCAGCUCAGGACUUGAACUCUCAGUCGGCGGGGGGGGAGAGGGGUGAAGAAGCACUCAAAUCACAAACACACUACAACACACACACACACACUACAACACACACACACUAACACUAAAGCACAGUGGCGAGAGUAAAACACUACGACACUACUCGUCGGGUCACCUUCUGUCUUUUGCACAAGAGAACAAAAAAAAAGAAAGAAAACCACUCGGAGGCGAGAAACGGAUUUUGUGACUGCGACCGCCUCGACUUCUCCUCUGCUGCCCGCACGCAGAAGCUUCAGUUUGACAUAUCAGGACCAAACUCCAAACAAAUCUCUGCAUUCCAUCUUUUUUCUUUAUUAUAAUAAUAAUAAUGGUGAUUUAUUUUUCUGAAUAACAUCUUUUUUUUAUUUUUGUUUUGAUUUUUAUUAUUCCGGUGUAAAUUUGUGGGGGUGAAAAUUUGACGCUACGAAUGGAAACUUGAGUUCAUGUUUCCCACAGCAACAGCUGAUAAUGCCAUGAAUGUUUUGGGGGGCUUAGUGACGGUUUAUUACUUUUAUUUUGGUUAGUUUUUUUUUGUCUUAAGUAGCCAUUCCAGCAGUGCCAGGUUGAGGGUGCGUUUGAAUCUGAAUCUCUGUGUGUCAGCGUGCCAAAAGCGGGUGGAGUCUAACGAACUGCACAGAGCGAAGACGGGACGCGUUCUUCGUACAAUCGACAUGUUUUUAAAUUCUCUUUUGAUUUGAAAUUCAUUCGUGGAGAGCUCGCCAAGAUACGACAGAAACCUUUCCUGGUUGUUUGUGUUUUUGUUUUCUACACUUGGAGACUUCCUGCUUCUCUUGCACCCCCCCCCUUUACUUUCCUCUAUGUUGUGUGUGGGGGGGGGGGGUGUUUUAUAUUUCCAUCUUCAGGCGACGUUGCACGACAGCUUAACUGCUACAACCGAGACACUGUGCAUGACGCUUUAUCUCAAUCCUGCACCAACGGAAGAGAUCAGGAUCAAGUUGAUGUGACAUAUAAAUAUAAAUAUAUAGAAUUAUUUCCCUGAACGUGUCUGCAAGCAUCUUUUCUCCAAACACACAGCGGAGGCCCAACACUACAUUGUUUACUGGAACCAAGUGUGUAUGAUUUUCCAGAGAAAAGGUGAUCUAUUGUUUAAUUGCUAUGCAAGAAGCAGUUUGUACAGAUUGUAGUUUGGUAGCAGCUAACCAAAAAAAAAUAAAAUAAAACAAAAAUAAAUAAAUAAAAAGAGGAACACUUAAGUGCCAGAGAACUGUUUGAGCAAAUGGACGUUUUCUUUACUUUUUCUUUUAAGCUUGACUUUUAAAAAAACACUAAUUACGUCAUAGUCAAACUAAGAUGCCAAGCAGGAAAAAAAUUAACAAAAAAAAAAGGUUAAAACUGUUCAGGUCAGAGUCUCCAUUCUCAGUGAUACAGCGCCUCCUGCUGGUCGUUGCCUUACACAAACCUGUUGUCACUCUUUAUCGGUACCAGUGCUAUUAUUAUUAUUAUUAUUUGUAUUUUUUAAGGGGGGAAGAUGAUGACAACAAAGUAAAUAAGAAACAAGUUUAUUUGAAAAUGCAAUAAAUAUUGUAUAUUUACAUUAAGGAAUAAUGGUAAUCAUAGUUAUUGAUCUAUUUUUUAUGUUUGUAAAAAGCUUGUAAUAUAGGAAAGAGAAAUGAUUAUAACAAAUGUUCCAGUCGGUGAGCUGUUGGCGGACUCUGUAGCACUUCUCUGGAUGUUUGACCAAUGAGGGGUUGAAUGAGCUGAAUGGAUGCGUGUGAGGUUUUACCAACGAGCCAACAUUUUUGGGGAUCCUGUUUUUCUAAAGAUCGGGUACUGUAGUGAUCGGGGGGGUCUGACGGUGGCGGCGGCGGCGGCGACACACAACAAAUAAACUCCACUUCCUGUCCUGGAUGUACCUUGUCGCACAGGUGAACCGACACGUCUGUCUCCUCCCUGUUUUCUCACCUUGUCCACUUUUUAAGAGCAAAAUCCCUGUGGUCAUUUCAUGUUAAUCAACCAUGUUUUUAUCAUUUGAAAUAAUUUCAAAUAAAUAUGGGGGAAAAAGGGCACCUGA